AUGUCUAGUCGUCGCCGUCAAAAACGAGCACAGUUACGUGCAAUGGAAUCUCUUGCGUAUUCAUCAACAUUGUCGUACCUACGAGCACACAAUGAUUACGAUCAGGAUGCCAAACAGAUCAUCGAACAUCUUCGUUCACUAUUGCAUAUAUCAUCUCAUCGACAUCUAGCAGAAUUGAAGCGAAUUAUCAACGAUGAAGAAUUAGAACGGCUUGUGUCAUUAAAACAUUUGGGAGAAAGCCAUCUGAAGCAGAAAUGGAUUGAGUUAGAAGAAAAAGAAGGCGAUGAAGACAACAAAAUCAACACAUCAGUGAACAAUUCCACAACAACACGGAAAAAAUUCAAAGGAACCUAA
This is a messenger RNA of Adineta ricciae, 354 nucleotides long. Lineage: Eukaryota; Metazoa; Rotifera; Eurotatoria; Adinetida; Adinetidae. The record is from the annotation of a GenBank genome assembly.